Homalodisca vitripennis (glassy-winged sharpshooter) is the source of this 1488-nucleotide messenger RNA. RefSeq lists its product as uncharacterized. Gene Ontology annotation, biological process: neuropeptide signaling pathway. The record is from RefSeq and is a predicted model, not a curated record. Gene Ontology annotation, cellular component: plasma membrane. The coding region runs from base 1 to 705 and encodes 234 amino acids. NCBI's taxonomy places the organism in Eukaryota, Metazoa, Arthropoda, Insecta, Hemiptera, Cicadellidae. The transcript is spliced from 2 exons. Gene Ontology annotation, molecular function: neuropeptide receptor activity.
AUGUAUCGCCGAGUUCACACGUACUACAUCCAUCCUUUCCGGUUAACUUUUCCUAUCGAUCAAGUACUUCCCUUACUCCACUACCUCGAUGCCGGGCGCUCUUCCACUGUAAUUGACGUGUUUUAUGCUGCAGUGGCCGUAGUGGUGGCGUUCUUUAUCUGCUGGGCGCCCUUCCACUCGCAGCGCCUGCUGGCCGUCUACUGCAGCAGCAUAGACAAGGAUCAGCAGAGUCCUGCUCUCCUCAACAUCUACACGUACCUCACCUACGUGUCUGGCGUGCUCUACUUCUUGUCGACCACUGUCAACCCUCUGCUCUAUCACAUCAUGUCUAAGAAAUUCAGACAGGCGUUUAAGUCGACCUUAGCCCAGCUGUGUGGGCCCGAGCGCAAGGGUAGCUAUCAGUCAAGGAGCUACAGCAUCCUGUCACGAGGCCAUCAGAACCUGGGAGGUCCUAGGUCCUCGGUGUCCUGCGCCGUCAAGGAUCCUGUCAUCUGCCGAGCCGGGACUGUCGGGCCUCUGAGGGCCUCCGUCCAGCCUGCGCCGCGCUCUCCCAUCCACGUGAUCAGCACCAAGCUGAGGCUGACACACAGGAGCAUCGACAGCGGCACCAUCAGCAACUCCAGCCUCCAGGACAUGGAGGACACGGAGUACACGGGGCUGGAGCUGGCCAACUACAUGGGCGAGCUGAACAGGACGGGUCGGUGACGAUGGAGGCAGCGGCGGUGCUUCACGGUGUAGUCUGCAGAGAGGGUGGCACCGGAGUGGGUAGAGUGGAGUGUGCACGAGCUGAGGACCAAUCACUCAAACUGACAUUGAAACUGGUGAUAACAAAUAAGUAUUAGUGAAGAUGUAUAAAUUUGUAGAAAACAUACGUAAGGCAUAAAAGGAUCUAAGCAUUUCUGAAUAAUAUUUCUUGCAAUAUUGGAGCGACCUGUGAUAGGCUACAGUAGCGAAACAUCUGUUGCUACAUCUAACCAGAUCUGCACAAUAUUGGAGCGAACUGUGAUAGGCUACAGUGAAGAAACAUCUGUUGCUACAUCUAACCAGAUCUGCACAAUAUUGGAGCAAACUGUGAUAGGCUACAGUGGAGAAACAUCUGUUGCUACAUCUAACCAGAUCUGCACAAUAUUGGAGCGAACUGUGAUAGGCUACAGUGGAGAAACAUCUGUUGCUACAUCUAACCAGAUCUGCACAAUAUUGGAGCGAACUGUGAUAGGCUACAGUGGAGAAACAUCUGUUGCUACAUCUAACCAGAUCUGCACAAUAUUGGAGCGAACCGUGAUAGGCUACAGUGGAGAAACAUCUGUUGCUACAUCUAACCAGAUCUGCACAAUAUUGGAGCGAACCGUGAUAGGCUACAGUGGAGAAACAUCUGUUGCUACAUCUAACCAGAUCUGCACAAUAUUGGAGCAAACUGUGAUAGGCUACAGUGGAGAAACAUCUGUUGCUACAUCUAACUAGAUCUGCACAAUAUUGGAGCGAACUGUG